Molecule: messenger RNA, 486 nt
Organism: Neurospora tetrasperma FGSC 2508
Lineage: Eukaryota; Fungi; Ascomycota; Sordariomycetes; Sordariales; Sordariaceae
Exons: 1
Source: RefSeq, a predicted model, not a curated record
AUGACAGGCAAAGACCUCAAAACGCUAGGACAAGAACUCCGCAGGAUGGAGAGGUAUCAAGAGUUGACCAGGAUGGACCAAGACAGCCGAGAAACCAACCCAUGGGCCAACGCCUUGCACCAGGACGUCCAUGACAACAGCUCUCCCAACCCCAAAGACACCACCAACAACAACACUCCCUGUCGUCGCCACGCAUCCGAGCUUGCACGCUCAUCAGGAGCCCUCCCUACUCCGCCCGAUACACCACCACCAUCUUCAUCUUCAUGUUGCCCGCCACCACCACCACCAGCUUACACACCCCCUCCCACCGCCCAAGCUCGUGCUCGCGCCCGUCUUGGCUACGUCGGCGCCAAAUCAUCCCUACCCAACACCUUUUCCCCCUGGGGCGAAGGUACAGCCGGCACAGACAUCUACAGCCUUGACAUCGACAGACCAGCACAAGACAGGCCGCGGCAGCCGCCGCCAUACAUCUUCCACGCCCGCGAC